This is a messenger RNA of Eleginops maclovinus (Patagonian blennie), 3200 nucleotides long. It is a transcript of the gene slc22a15, whose product is annotated as solute carrier family 22 member 15. Bases 142 to 1623 code for a protein of 493 amino acids. NCBI's taxonomy places the organism in Eukaryota, Metazoa, Chordata, Actinopteri, Perciformes, Eleginopidae. Gene Ontology annotation, molecular function: transmembrane transporter activity. Gene Ontology annotation, biological process: transmembrane transport. The record is from RefSeq and is a predicted model, not a curated record. Gene Ontology annotation, cellular component: membrane. The transcript has 13 exons.
CCGGAAGUGAGUGCGGAUUUCUCUCUUGCUCGCUCAUCACGCACACACUUACGCACACACACCCCUUUCUUUACUCUUUGAUAGUCCUGGUGGUAGUGGUGAUGCUAAAACCCAGAGAACCGCCUGGCCGUCCUACCUGGGAUGGAUUUAGAAGAAGCUUUUCAAGUUGUCGGCGAAUUUGGACCCUAUCAGAAGCGGGCGGUGGCUGUGCUGGUUUUCACACAGGUGUACAUGGCCUGUCAGUCCAUGCUGAUUGUUCUGGUUGGAUCUACACCAGAGUACCACAUCCAGCCUCAGGACGGAGAUUCAUCCAGCCUGCCACAGGUCGUCUUCACAGAGGACAUCGACUCCAUAGUGACCGAGUGGUUUCUCAUCAAGCAGCAGGCCUAUAAGGUCAGCCUGGCCGGAUCGCUGUUCUUCGCUGGGCUUUUGUUCGGGAACGUUUUCUUCGGGCCGCUCUCGGAUAAGAUCGGCAGGAGACCUGUUUACCUGACAGGUUUGUUUUUCGAGGUGAUCUUCGGUUAUGUCACGGCCUUCGCGCCGAGCUACGAGGUGUUCGCCGUGUCCCGCCUCCUGGUGGGUCUGAUGAACGGUGGCAUCGGCCUCGUCAGCUUCGUCCUCACUCAGGAAUAUGUGGGAAAGUCCUACUGGGCCAUGACCGGGACAUUGACCAGCAUGAGUUUUGCGGUCGGCAUCGCUCUGUUCGGAGCGCUGGGUUACUUCAUCCGGCCGUGGAGGAGCCUGGCCCUCGUGGCCAACUCGUCCGGUGUCCUCUUCUUCCUGCUCUCCGUAACUCUCCCAGAGUCUCCUCGCUGGCUGUUCUCUCAGGGGCAGACCGACCGAGCUGAAGAGGUGUUGCGCUACAUGGCGCUGAGGAACGGUAACGCCUCCAAAAACCUGACGCUGCGCCGCGCUGCUGCUAAAGACGGUAGGAACAGAGGGGCGGGGGUCCUGCAGCUACUGAUCCAUCCCGUCCUCCGCCUGAGGACCAUGGUGCUCAUGUAUGUCUGGUACGCGUGCAGUCUGGUGUACUAUGGUCUGACUCUCGGGGCCACUGAGACGUCCGGGAAUCGUUACGUUAACGUGGCCAUGUACGGCCUGGUGGAGCUGCCCGCCUACCCACUCUGCAUCUACUUCAUCAACAAACACUGGGCGGGGCGGAGGAAAAGCAUGGCCAGUUUUCUGUGUCUGGCGGGAUGCGCUUGCCUCUGCACGAUGUUCAUCCCUGAAAACACAGGGACUCUGCUGAGCGUGACGUCGUUUGCGCUUCUGGGGAAACUGAUGGUCAGCGCAGCGUUCAACAUCGCCUACGUCUACACCUCUGAACUGUACCCCACAGUAAUCAGGAACGCUGGUUUGGGAGUUUGCUCCAUGUCCUGCAGAGUUGGAGGAAUCCUUGCUCCGUUUGUUCCCUCCAUGCGUGCUCUCCACACCUCCAUGCCCUUCACAGUGUUCUGCCUCAGCGGCUUCUCUGCAGGCUGCCUCGGCCUCCUGCUGCCGGAGACUCUGAACAGACCAGCGGCCGACACUCUGGAGGAGCUGAGCAGCAACACACAAUACAGAGUGCUGGAGAGCAAGGCUCUUUUGUACGAAGAUGACAAACUGAAAUCGAACCACAAGUGAAGCCUUCAUCAUUCCUCAUCAAGCUGCUGCAUCAGAGAAACAUCGGUGACCGGUCCCUUUUUUAAAUUGCCUCGAAGGACUGAUCACCUUGUUAACGUCUCUGAACUCACAACGCUGGGGACGUAGAAGCUGCUCUGCCUUCAGGACGAAGGUGUCAUUCCUCCUGUGUGUGAGCUCGCAGACAAACACAGUCGCCAAACUGCCUUUCUAUUUAAAUUCCUGAAAAUGAACAAGGUGUUCGUGCCUUACCUGGAGGCACACAGGGCGGCAACGACACGUCUGUGACUUUAAUUACAUUCCAGAGAGGGCGGAGAAGUGGGAAAAUCCAACUUGCUGCUCGCAGGAAGGACAGGUUUUUCAAAAUAAAGUUUACUGACAAGAAUAAACAUUCCUGAAAAAAAACAGUCAGGUUAGAUUUAUACGGAGCACAAUUAUUUUUCAGAGGAAAAAUUCACACACACACACACGUAUAGUCUGACCUGCUGAUUCCCAUCGACCUUCUGUCUAAGACCAGCAUUUUCUGUAGCUUUCCUUCAUGUUCAAGUUUAAAUCAAUUGUAUUUUAUAGUAAAACAUUGACUACUAAAUAAUAAUGUGUUUACCGUUUGUUGUUGACUCAAGAAGUUAAUGAUUUCUCCAAUCCACGCACCAUAACUGUACAGCAAACAAACAGAUUCAUGUAGCUUUACUUUGUGAAAACAGUCAAAUCAAGUUGAAUUUUUACAUAAUAAAACAGACCAUUGAAAUACAAUGUCUCAAAAUCUGCACAAAUGUACAGAUCUUCUUCACUCAAACUCAUCUCCAAACUAAAACGUGCUCCAGGUUUUAUUAAAGAGACCCUAUUAUGCCUUUCUGGGGGUUUCCCUUUUCUUUUAGUGUAGGUUUAGUGCAUGUAAAUGGUCUGCAGAGGCUACAAUCCCAAAGGGAGUUUCUCUAAAAGGUCACUAAAGAGGUUUACUUUUGAAGAGCCUUUAUCGAUGUUAAAUAAGAGUAAAAACACUGGAGAGAAAACCUUCAGCAGCCUUAAAGCUAAUGCUUGUAACCAGAAAAACUUCGUAUGGAGCAAAGAGAGUCACAUAUAGCACCCCGACCAGCAGAUAUUUAAUGCCGUUCCUCAAGUGUUCGAGUUGUGAUCAUGCAGUGAGGGCCUCGUGGUGGUGAAAUCAGAAAACCCUUUUUAGUCCGAUGGGACCAAAACAUUUCCAUUCACUACGAUUUCUAUUUAUUUAUUUCCUCUUUAAGUUCUGUGUCUGGGUUCUGUGUGUGUUGGUUGCCAACAAAUCUAUCAGUCAAAAGACUCGAUCAGACAUCAUGCUGCGGACUGUGAAGUGAAUGUGUAGUCAUUUUAAAUUGAAAUCUUCUUCUGAAUGUGUGCAUCAUUACCUCCUGUGCCUUCCUCUUUAACUCUAAGGUUAAGAUAUCAGAUGUAAAGUGUUACAAGUAAAUAUAUUAUAUAAGAUAUUAUUGAGAUGCCAAUUUUGAAUUGUGUGUACAAUCAUAUUCCGAUGUAGAUAUACUGUCUCUGGGUGCCAUUUACGUGAACAGUAAACAGUUGAAAACAUCAUAAAUCAGUUACUA